This is a messenger RNA of Loxodonta africana (African savanna elephant), 2146 nucleotides long. RefSeq names its product cyclic nucleotide binding domain containing 2 (gene CNBD2). The record is from RefSeq and is a predicted model, not a curated record. Gene Ontology annotation, molecular function: cAMP binding. Gene Ontology annotation, biological process: spermatogenesis. The transcript has 12 exons. The coding region runs from base 341 to 2092 and encodes 583 amino acids. Lineage: Eukaryota; Metazoa; Chordata; Mammalia; Proboscidea; Elephantidae.
GUAUGGAGUGGAUGUAAGGUCCCCCAUGUGUGGUUGUGAGGAUUAAAUAGGAUCAUGCCUAUGAGUAUUUAAUAAGUGUUAGGUUCCCAGAUUCCAAUUCCUGCCCAUUGCCCCUCUGCUUCCAGAAUCUUCAUUGUGAUGUAAGUAGAGUCUGAGAAUCAGAUUUUCUCAGAAUAAGGCUUCCAGCAGCUGUUGGUAGGGUAUGAAGAGUGGAGAGGAGCUCUUACCUUGCCACUGAGGGAAGCUAUUUGUUUCUAGGAUAACUGGAUUCUUAGGGAAGGAUCUGUAGUCCUCCCCUUUAAAGAGAAAGGGACUAGUUGUGCCAUUUGCCAACUCAGGAAUGAUGAGGAGACAUAUGGUAGAUCAUACCUGGCAGCUCCUGAAGAAGGAAGUGGGACUGUACCAGCUCACCAAGGAUAUCAUUAUCAUGAGCCGAGUGUGCAAAAUGUUCCGCCAAGGCCUCAGGGGGUUCCGGGAAUAUCAGAUCAUUGAGACUGCUCACAGAAAGCACCCAAUCUUCUCUUUCUGGGAUAAAAAGAAGCAGGGCCGAAUCACAUUUGACACCAUGGACUUCAUUGCUGAGAAGGGUCACUUUCCUCCAAGGGCCAUUGAGAUCACACAGAAGAGGCCUGCUUGGAGAACGGAGGAAGAGAUCCAAGACCUGUGUAACCUCUUGCAGGCUCUGGAUAGCUUCAGGAACUACAACGACACCCUGCAGCUGCUCCUGGCCAAAGUUGUGCGCUUUGAACGGUUUGGUCGUAGACGUGUGAUCAUCAAGAGGGGCCAGAGAGGCAACAGCUUUUAUUUUAUCUACCUGGGCAAGGUCGCAGUGACCGAGGAUGAGGAUGGCAGCAGCGCCUUCCUGGACCCACAUCCGACUUUGCUGCAAAAGGGCUGCUCUUUUGGGGAAAUGGCCCUUCUGAGUUCUUCAGUAAGGAGGGCCACUGUGGUCUGUAUGGAAGAAACAGAGUUCUUGGUUGUCGACAAGGAGGAUUUCUAUGCUAAUAAGCUGGAUGUGGAAAUUGAAAGGGAUGCUCACGAUCGGUUUAAAUUUUUUAGGAAGAUGGAUCUGUUUCGGUCCUGGUCCAAAGAGAAGCUCUGGCAGCUGGUCACCAUGGGGAAGGUGGAGAAGUUCUCAUUUGGCCAGCUGAUUUCAAGAGACUUUUUAGAGUCUGCCAUGGUUAUGUUUGUCUGCAAGGGCAGCUGUGAAAUCCUGCGGCUGAUAGACCUUGGAAACUCCCCUUCCUACUACAAGUGGAUCUGGCAGCAUCUGGAGAUUCUACACAACAAACCUCUGAAGACCCACAUCUUCGAACCCUCUCCUGUGGAGAGAUUUAAGGAAUUCCAGAUCAAAUCAUAUCCUAUACAGGACUUCAGCUCUUUGAAACUUCUGCAUCUCCAGAAAGCCUGGGAGAAACAGGGGACCAACUUUAGUAUGAGUCAAACCUCAGUGAUUGAUCUUCCAAAGACCUUUAGCUCAAAAAUCAAAUCCAAGCGUGCUCAUUCAAUCAAAUGUUCUGCAAUUGAUAUCAAGUCUGGUCAGCUUGCCAAAGAGGCUGCAGUGGGCACCUACAUGAAGAUCCACACUGUGGAGCAAGGAGAAAUUGUGGGCCUUCACCAGUUCUUCCUCCCCAAUAUCCAACAUGACAAGCGGCCCCUGAUCCUGGUGAGCCUGGGAACUGAGGUGAUACGGGUGAGGAAAGAAAAAUUUGAAAAAUUGAUUGACAGUGAGACAAGAAAAAAGUUGUCCAAGUUCAGUAUCGAAUAUCCCAGUGAUGAAGAGAUGUGCCAGAGUUUCCUCCAGGAGAACAGCUGGAAUAUCUUCCGGGAUGACCUGGUGCAGCUGCUGGUGGAGCCUCGCCAGCAUCCACCAUUCACCCCCAGACAGCCCAAGAAGAGAGAGCACUGCAGUCUUAAGGCUGUGACCCUGAAUUUGUCUGCCCUCGACAAGAAGACUAAACCUAACUACCCCAUUUUUAUGGCACCCCAGAAAUACCUCCCCCCAUUGAGGAUUGUCCAACGUAUCACAGCACCCCGGCCCAAAAUCCAGGAACUCCUGCCUCAGUAUAAGAAUGCAGGGGUCCUUGUUUAGAACCAAUAAAGGACACUGGAUUUGCACCAUGUUGCCUGAAUGACCACCAUGGGA